CGACAGGGGUGCCAGUUGAACUGCUGAACAUGAAUGAUAUGAUCUGAUACCACGAAUAUUUCAUCAUUGUACUAUUAUUGCUUCAAGGUGCCUCUUGGUGGAAUGAUGCGCUGAAGCUACCCACUUGGCUCAGAACGUGAUUUCACUUGAAGCUGCUCAGCUAGUCAGUCACUGUCCCAACGACGCCAUGAUUCGCGCACUGGUUCUUUUCGCGCCUUUCUUUCUGGCCCCCCAGUGCGAGUCCUUGGUGGUGACUUGGACGGAGCAGACGGCAAGUCCAGACGAUAUGUGGAUCGAGAGCAUUUGCAUGACACCGGAUGGCAAUACGAGGCUGGCACCAGAUGGUAACAACAGAGGCAACCUUUGGACCAGUUCUGAUGCUGGGGCCACUUGGGUGGAGUACGAAGGAGGAUCAGGCCCGCAGCACUGGAAAUCUUGUGCAGUUUCGGCCGAUGGCAGCAAAAUGGUUGCGGGUGCCGGUGGCAGCAAGAUCUGGGUGAGCUCCGAUGGUGGUUCCACUUGGACAGAGAACCAAAAAAGCCGGUCUUGGAAUGGUGUGGCCAUGUCAAGCGAUGGCACCAAGAUUGCAGGAGCAGCGAAUCCAGGCAAGCUUGUUCUAAGCAUUGAUGGUGGGGCCACAUGGCAAGAGCUUCUCAGUGCCGCCUCGGGUGUGAAUCAAAAGUGGAACGCUAUUGCCAUGUCAGCUGAUGGCACCAAGAUCGUGACGGCGGUCGAGGAUGGCAACAUUUGGGUGAGCUCCGACAGUGGUGCCACUUGGCAAGAGGACACCAGCGUUGGGUCAACUCAGAAAUGGCGUCGGGUGGUCAUGUCAGCUGAUGGAACAAAGAUGGUGGCGCAGCCUGUUGAGGCGGGGCAAAGCAGCAUUUGGCUGAGCUCCGAUGCUGGUGCGACCUGGCAAGAGACCAGUACCGGCCUUGCGUGGCAAAGCUGGUUGUAUUGGGCGGACGUUGCCAUGUCAGAGAGUGGCGACAUCAUUGCUGCGUUGGCGUAUUCCACCGAUGAGCUUGCUGUGAGCAUGGAUGGUGGUGCCACAUGGUCAGCAGUCGAAGUCAGAUGGGCACAAAGCUUCAGGUCUAUUGCCUUGUCAGCAGAUGGCCGAAAGAUCGCUACCAGUUUCGAAGCCAAAAUUUUUGGUGGCACCCUUGACACCACGACCACCACGGUCAGUACUAUGACAAACACUACCACGGCGACCACAACGCGCACCACCUCAAUGACCACGACCAUGACCAUGGACAGCACGAGCGAUGACGGCGAUGAUGGCACCACAGGCACCACAGGCGGCAACAGCACGAGCUCCGCGACUGAGACCACCACGAGUCUUGAUGAUGAGACAGGCAAAGCCAGCUCGCACGCUCCUCCCCUCGCCGUUGCUUUCGCAGCAGUUCUGGUGGCCAUGCCGUUGAUGCGUGCUUGAAUGUGAAGAUGUCCGAGCCUAGGUUGCAGAACCCUUUUGCAUCUUUAUGCACUGUACCCUUUUCGCAUUUGAAGAUCAGACUUCUGCACGGCCCAAAAUCAUUUUUGGUUAAUGGCAUGUUCAAUGGGAAUAGAAUUCUACAAAGACUGGCCUGGCAUCAACUGAUCUUCGGACACUUUUCAACAGGUCCUUUCACGGUAACACCGUGAAGGGGACCCUGUUCCAAUUCCGCACAAUGUGGCGAGCACUGACUCCGAGACACCAUGAGACCUCGGAAGCAAGAGGCAAAACCC
This is a messenger RNA of Durusdinium trenchii, 1731 nucleotides long. NCBI's taxonomy places the organism in Eukaryota, Dinophyceae, Suessiales, Symbiodiniaceae. The record is from the annotation of a GenBank genome assembly.